Messenger RNA from Nycticebus coucang (slow loris), 1248 nucleotides. RefSeq names its product TP53-regulated inhibitor of apoptosis 1-like. NCBI's taxonomy places the organism in Eukaryota, Metazoa, Chordata, Mammalia, Primates, Lorisidae. The record is from RefSeq and is a predicted model, not a curated record.
UAGAGCGAUUCCUAAAUAAGAUAGAUGUUAGCCAAGUAGUUUUAUUCUCUGCCUUGUUUCAAAUCAGAGCACAGUUUGUCAUUUUACAUGGAUAUUCCCUCUUCCAGUGUUUUUUUUUUUUUUGGAGGGGGGUAUUUGAUAUAGAAAAAUGCCUAAAAAUCACUGAACUACAUGUUAAAGAUUUCUUUCAACCCAAAUUCUAUACUACAUAGAACUAUAAAACUAUAUCUUGGCCAUCGCACUAAGGUAACCAUGAACAGCGUAUGGGAGACCUGCAGGGACAUGAAGCGUGAGUAUUAGUGCUUCAAUUGCUGGUGCUCUGGGAAUCCGUACACUGACCUCUUCAAACAUUACCAGCAGUGUGUUCAGAAAGCAAUAAAGGAGAAAGAGAUUCCUAUUGAAGGACUAGAAUUCAUGGGCUAUGGCAAAGAAAAGCCUGAAAACUCUUCUUGACCUUGACAGUCACCUUGAAAACAGAUUCCUCAAAUCAGGAAAUUGAGGACUUUGGAUUAUGUCAACCAAGGCUGUGAAGAUAGCCAUCAGAUUUGAUGAGGAAUUUAGGAGAGAAGUUUUAUUUCCUCCUCCUUGAUGUUUUCCUCAAGUUUUAAAAGGCGAACUCUUUGAUUUCUCACUUUUUCUGGCAUCUUGCAAGAACUCAAUGCGCCAACAUGGAAUAAUUUCUUGGGGUUAUGACUGCAAUAUUUAAUUUGGGAUCAGCUUUAACUAUAUCUUGUAUGUAGAUAAACUAGUCAGGAUGAUCAAGGUUGCCUGACCUCUUGAUUUUUGCUGCAAAGGACAUAUGUAUACUAUACUGGGAUCAUUGUUAAGGAAAGCAAUUGGUUGGGGCCUCUUUUUUCUCUCAGGGAACUAAUGCUCUGAAAAGGGAUCUGGGCACAUUUUCAAUCAGAAAAUGUGCUUGGGAGCACAGUUUUAUUUUUAUAUAGUAACUAACAGUUAAGCUACUGGUGGCCUGGAUUAACAAAGAGGAAGACAGCUUUUAACAAAGAGAGGUGUUGGAUUGAAAUGUGAAAGCUUCAAGAAUGUUGCAGUGAACACCACACUGUAGCUCAAGAAUUAAGAUGCUUGGAGUCACUGUGGAAGAAAAACCUGAAUUGCAAAGAUUUGCUGCUGCCAGCUUCAACCCACAUCAGUGAAUUAAGUCACCCUGCAUAUGUAAAAUGCUACAUCUGAUGAAAUGACUGGGGGUGGUGGUGUUUGCUUUAUGUGCUUUGUUUACCCACCCUGCCC